Vollenhovia emeryi is the source of this 1263-nucleotide messenger RNA. RefSeq lists its product as uncharacterized. Gene Ontology annotation, molecular function: nucleic acid binding. The transcript has a single exon. Bases 1 to 1263 code for a protein of 420 amino acids. Gene Ontology annotation, biological process: DNA integration. The record is from RefSeq and is a predicted model, not a curated record. NCBI's taxonomy places the organism in Eukaryota, Metazoa, Arthropoda, Insecta, Hymenoptera, Formicidae.
AUGAUUCGAGUUGGUGGCCGGCUUCGGAAUGCCACCUUGACCGACGACGUUCGCAAUCCGAUUGUCCUCAAGGACCAUCCCUUGGUCAGGAUUAUCAUAAUGGACACCCACCGACGAUCUUUACACGCUGGAUCCCAAUUGACGCUGGCUCGCCUUCGAGAAAAAUUUUGGAUCUUACGAGCUCGCUCUCUGGUCCGCGCUGUACUCUACACAUGUGUACCUUGUACACGAGAGAAAGCUCCGAUUCCCACCGAACUUAUGGGUGACCUUCCGAAUGUAAGAGUAAAUCGCUCAAAUCGAGCGUUCGAACAUACCGGUGUCGAUUAUGCCGGUCCUAUCCUCGUGCGUACCUCUCGUGGACGAGGCCAUAAGGCACACAAGGCCUAUAUUUCCGUGUUCGUCUGUAUGACGACAAAGGUGAUCCACCUCGAGCUCGUCAGCGAUUACUCGUCAGACGCUUUUAUCGCUACAUUACAUCGCUUCGUGUCCCGCCGCGGAUAUCCUUCGUCGAUUUAUUCGGAUAAUGGAACUACUUUCCAAGGUGCCGAUCGAGAACUUAGAAUAGCAAUUGCGAAGGCUCUCGAAAAUUCGGACUUUCAGAACACGCUUUCGACCGACGGCGUAACAUGGCAUUUUGUACCACCUUCCGCUCCACACUUCGGUGGACUAUGGGAAGCUGCCGUACGCAGCGUCAAGUACCGUUUAAGACGCUGUAUCGGGUCAUACACACUGACAUUCGAAGAACUAACUACAGUUCUUUAUCGUAUCGAGGCCUGUUUGAAUUCUCGUCCUCUUGGCUCCGUUUCCGACAAUUUCGAUGAUUAUAAUGCGCUAACGCCAGGACACUUCUUAAUCGGAGGACCAAUUCUGGCUGCGCCACAGCCGAGCGUUCUCGAUCAAAACGAAACUCGCCUUUCCCGCUGGCAAUUGCUGCAACACAUUACCGAAAAAUUUUGGAAAUCUUGGUCAAACGAUUAUUUAUUGACGUUGCAGCAGCGGCCAAAAUGGAGAGUCGCGCAACGCCUCGCGACCGUAGGUCGAAUCAUUCUUUUACGAAACCCAGUUGCGCCCCCGUGUCACUGGGAGCUCGGACGCAUUUCCGAAUGUCAUCCCGGCGACGAUGGGCUAACUCGAGUCGUUACCGUCCGCACCGCGCGAUCGCAGUAUAAGCGUCCAAUUGUCAAAUUGUGUUUUCUACCGAUCGAUAUCAACAACGAAACCGACCAAAGCUCCGCCACGGCGGGCGGCACCGCUUCCGACUAA